Molecule: messenger RNA, 3972 nt
Organism: Grosmannia clavigera kw1407
Lineage: Eukaryota; Fungi; Ascomycota; Sordariomycetes; Ophiostomatales; Ophiostomataceae
Exons: 3
Coding region: 1-3972 (1323 amino acids)
Cellular component (GO): nuclear pore
Molecular function (GO): structural constituent of nuclear pore
Source: RefSeq, a predicted model, not a curated record
AUGGGUUCCCGGGAGCUGUUUUACAACUACAAGGAGACGCGGGUGAGCCUCGAGCCCACACCUGCGACCGUUGUGAAUGCCACGGUGCCGGCCGUUAGCGGUGGCCGACGUAUCAGCGGCCGGACUGGCCAUGGAGGCGGGAGCGGAAGCGGUCGAGGAGGCAUUCUUGGCGGCAGCAGCAGUAACAGCAGCUUUGCGGGCGACAACUACACAGAGGAGGAGCGUGCCUAUAGAGCCAAAAGCCUGGCGACCGAAUCAUCCAUCUUCCACCGGAAGCAUCACGACUCGCCCCGCAGCUUCCUAUGGCGGGUGCUGGAGCGCGGCCAUGUGCUCAGCAUACGCGCCAUUGAUAUUGGCAAGCCCGACGCCGGCGCGCUCGACGCCCCCCUGACGCUCUACCUGCACUUCCCCAAGCCGAUCCGGCCUGGCUGCGUGGCCCUGGCCGACCCUCCGCAGCACGACGCGCUCACCGUCUUUGUUCUGGACGAGUCGUUCCACCUGCACCACCUGCAGCUGCGGCCAGACGUGUUCCGCAAGCGGUCCUUCAGCGAGGCUGACCUGGGUGAGGCUUGGAGGCCUUAUCUCUCGGCCACGUUCAACUUCAAGCAGCCUCGCCGGCUGGUGGCUGUCAGUGCCAACGAGUUUGUUGUGGCUCUGAAUGAUGGUGGCCUGAUCAGCUUCCGCCGCGACCAUGCGCGUGAAUCAUCCUCCUGGAACGAGUCCUUCCACAGCCCGGUCGGCCUCAUGCAGGGCCUGCGCAGCAUUCUUCCGUUCCAGGGCGGCCCGACGAUCAAAUACGAAGGCAGCAGCUUGGAAAUCACAGCCGCAGCAUCAGCUGUCGUCACAUGCAUGGGUCUCGACGUCACGUUCAUGUUCUCCGUCUGCCUCGACCACCGCCUUCGCGUAUGGAACGUCGGGAGAGGCGAGGUAUGCUACACGGGCGAUGUGCUUGGUCUUCGGCGGGAUCCCCACGAGACCGGCAGAUGGACGGUGGACCCGAGCCAAACCAACCUCAUCCGCGUGGUGGAUGUGGGAAAGGGCCUCUGCAUCUGCGUGACAUACUCGCCCGUGGGUGCCGGGGCAUUUAAGAUAUGGAGGGCCAAGGCCACCGACGACGGCAAGGUCACGAUGGAGCCGUUUGCGGGUGCGGAGAGCCCACUUGUGCCUCCGACACCGACGUCGUCAGACGUGUGGACACUGGCCGAUUUUGUGGUGUCGCAGCCGGACCAAAGCUCGAUGAGCCUGUGGGUGUUGUGGAAGAACAAUCUGAUCUACCGGGCGAUGAAGCUUGAGUGCCUGUCAGAGAACCUCGGAUCCGACUGGGAGCACGGCUGGCAAGGCGUGCACACGGAGAGCUCGCUGCCGACAGCACAGACGUCUGGUCCGUGCGAUCCCACGGACGCGGCCGAGAAGUGGCUCGACCUGAUCUUCUAUCCCGGCCGGUUCUCCAAGGCGACGCUAGAGACGGCCCUGGCCAUGUACGAGCGGGGGCUGGGAGCGGCGCACGAGGGCAGCGCGCAGACGUCGGGCAAGAGCCUGAUGGAGUCGAUCUGCUCGGCGCUGGGAUCGGCGGCAACGCUAGAGCGGACGGGGUCAGGAGCGAUGGACUACGACCUGUUCCGCAGCGCGGGCGAGAUCCAGUGGCGGCGAUUCUACCGGCUGCUGGUAGAACUGGACAAACAGCGAGGCGAGGCGCUGUCGCUGGCGCUGGACCCAGAGCUGGGGCUGGCCUGGGUGGUGUGCACCGACUGCGUGGCAGCGAUCCGCGAGUGCAGCAAGUUGGAGCAGCUCUGUCACAACGGGCCGAGCAGGACGAUGAGCGCACGGCAGCAGAAGGUGUCAAGGCUGCUCACGGCCGGCUUCACCUUCCUCGAGAGCUUCUCGGACGGGAUGUUGCAGCAGAGCGAGGCGGCACUCCGGCCGGAGCUGUUCGAGGACUCGUCCAAGACGGACGAGGAGCGGAUGCAGUACCUCUCGGACAAGGCCGGGUUCUGGCGGCACCUGACGGAGGAUGAGUGCGCGCAGGUGGUGGACGUGCUGGGGGACAACUUUGAGGACGUGGAGGAAAGCAGCUACGAGGAGCUGUUCUCGCUGCUGAAAGACGUGCACACGCCAGAUGUGCGCUACCCGCUGUCGCAGUUCGGCCGGAAGCUGGCCAUCCGCGGAAUCCAGGACUCGGCCGAGCUGCUGUGGCAGGUGCUGUUCCGCCAGCUGAUCUUGCUGGUGCACAUGGAGUUUGAGGUGGAGGACGAGAAGAGCGUGCUGCACAGCCGUCUGGACGUCGGCCAGGUGUACAUCCGGCUGGUCGAAUCGCUGAAGCGGCUGGAGCUGAUCCGAUGGCUGGCCAAGAACGAAUUCAGCGUGGCCCUUUCUCGGUCUGCGCGCGAGUCUCUGUCCGGCUCAUUUUCCGCAUCCUUUUCUGGUUCCAUGUCAGCAACGGGCUCCUUCUCGGGAGGCUCACCCUCGGCGAACCGUCGUGGUGGCGGUGGUAGCGAGGAGAGCCAAGUUGUGACGGUCCUCGAGGCUAGCGUGAGCCAUCUGCUCGGCCUGGCUUCGCUCUCAGGCCUUCCGCUGGCGUCACUGCUGACCGACAUGAUUGUCGAGGUUUGCUCGACCAAGAACCAGGUCGAGCUGGACCCGACCAUGAUCCAGUGCAUGCUGCUCAAGCGCGAGCGGCCAGACCUGUCGCUACAGCUGGGAUCCUUUUCCAACGACGACCCGUUCUCGACCUACGUCCAAGGCCGCACGUUUCUCGCCCUGCGCGACUGGGACACUGCUGCCGAGUACUUCAAGAAGGCAGCGGUAGGGCUGAGUGUGAAGCUGCGUCUGGCCUCCCGCCAUAGCGCAGGUCUGAUCGACGAGAGCGAAUGGAACCUGUUCUAUAGCGGGUUGCCGAACUACUAUGCGCACAUUGUGGCGUUGUACGACCGCCAGAAGGCGUAUUCAUUUGUGAUUGACUUUGCGCGGCUGUCGCUGCAGUUUUCGCGCCCGGGUUCGCGGGGUGGCGGCUCGGACGCGUUGACGACGGCGACGUCGGCAGACGCAGCCCGGAUGGACAUGCUGAGCCGGCAGUUCACGGCGGCGACGGCACUGGCGCGGUUUGACCUGGCGCAUACAGUGCUGCAGGGCAUGGGCAGCGACGCAGCGAUGCAGCAGGCUUGUCUGCGCUUCCUAGUCGAGAAGAUGGCCGAGACGGGCCAAGUGGCGCAGCUGAUGGGGUUGCCGUUCCCGGGGCUGCGCGACGCCGUUGACGGCGUGCUGGAGCACAAAUGCCGGGCGGCCAUGGAGGUGAUGCGCGGCACGCAGUGGCAUCAGAUUUUGUACGGCUGGCGCAUCGCCCACAACGAUUACCGUGGCGCGGCGGCGGUGUUGCUGGACCGGCUGCAGAAGCUGCAGCAGGCCGGCGAGGGCGACAAGUUUGUGUCGGCUAUCGGCGGCGUGGGAGGCGAGACAGACGUGCUCGACACGCCGGUGACGCGGCAGUAUCUGAUGCUGAUCAACACGCUGAGCUGUGUGGAGCCAAAGCAGGCGUGGAUCUACACGGAAGACCUGUCUCUGCGGGUUGGCAGCGGCGGUAUCGAUGGUGAUGGCGAUGGUGACAGCGUGGACAUAGGAGGUAAUGGCGAAGACGCAGAUGAUUCGAGCAGUGUUCGGGCCACUGUGGAAGUCGAUGGAGACGACAAGGACGGACUCGCAGCAGCAGCAGCAGAUACGACGACAACGACAACCGCGACUCCACCUAUCAAAACCAACGGGACCAAGCACAAGGGGACAGCAGUGUCUUCGGGCAGUGACGCCAUGGCUGAGCUGCUCAAGAAGGCGGCAGCAGCAAAGAGACAGCCGUGGCGCAAGGUGGUGACACUGGCCGACAUCCGGAAACAGUACCAGGACGAGCUCGAUCGAAUUGCUGCGAUCCAGAACAACCAGUUUGAGUUUGGCGACGACGAGGACGUGAGCAUGGCCGACGAUUGA